AUGGUUUGUUGACAAAUUCUGUAAUAUUUGUGAAAGUCUUAUGAAGGGAUUUCCUUACUGGACAAAGAUCAAAAUGCAGCAAAAUUCUCCUGCUAGAAAUGCUGAACUAUCGGUCGUACGGCUGAAUCUAUCACUAUGCUUCCUUUGCUGUGGAUUUUCUGCAGAAAGAAAUACGUGCUUCAAGUAUCGUAAUACUAUUUUAAAGUACUUAAAUAAAGUAGCCAACAUGCGAAACGAGGUCCGAGUCGAUUCCAUUCCGAUGGUCGUACGAAUUGUGAGAGCUCAGCUUCAGUCUAAACAUCUAGAGUUAGAAACUGUAACCAAUUUUUUAAACUUCCUGUGUGAAAGCAUAAAGAAACCUAAUCAUCCUGCUGACUUACAUUUAAUAGAGUUUUUCACUGAGCUCGUUACAGAUGUCAACCUACAAUUCUUUGUUAAACCCAAAGCAAAGGAAUUGUUCUUCAAAACUUUGCUUCAAGAAAUGAUGAGCAUGUGUUCAGCAGAUAAUCUUAAUACACGUCUUCUGAAAUGUAUUAAAAGAAUUUGCUCUUUGGGCCAGGAGGAAUUUAUUAAGACUUUACAACAUGUCAAGCCAAAACUCAAGUCACUUUUCAAGCAAAAUAAUGAUGAAGCUCACGAAGUUGCAGCACAGCUUCUCUGCCAUCAAGAGGUCGAUGCAGAUUCGCUUAUGCAAAUUGGUGAAAUUAUACUUGAUCCUGAUUUUUCGCUCAGAACCUCCCUUUACCUUAUAUAUACAUUAUCAGAGAGAUUUUCUAAGAAAAUAGGAGCAGAAAACAAAAAUAUUCGUGUUGCAGCUCUGAAGUUCCUUAUGAAUGUUGCUGUUGAUACUUUUGCAAUCAUGGAUGCUGAAAAAGUGGAAAAAGAUGAAGAUUUGAUCUUUCAUGAAAAUUGGACAGUAGUUGAAGAAUAUUGUUCGUAUAAAAUUGUUCCAUCAGCCCAAUGGAAGAGACAUUCCAAAAUAUUUCAGGACUGCAUAGACUGUCUAAGCAUGUUUCCACGGAGAGAGGCAGUGCAGUGUGUCUUUAAUUACUGUCGCAACAUUUUGGUUAAUUAUUCCACUUUUCCUGUUCAUUCCGUCAUUGCCCUGUGGAAGCUUCAAAAUGAAUUUCCUUUCUCAAGGGACCGACAGUACAAUACAUCGUACGAUUCUUUGCUAUUUUCAUGCGUGUUAUUUUGCAGUGUUUAUGCCCAUGAAUGUAGAAUUCCAGAUCAUCUCACCUAUGGUGUCACCGAACUGAUCGACAGUAUCGAUUUUCUUGAGAAAUCCCAUGACGUGUUAAACCAUUUGGAAGCAGAAUGUAUAAGAGUGAACAACAUUGAUGCAGUGGAAUAUUUCUUGAGAAUUUUUUAUUUUUUCAUUACGAAGGGGUACUUUACGCAAGAACAUCAGGCUACUGUGUAUGCUUUGCUUUCUCACCUUCAGGACACAUUUGGGGAAAACCUUACAGCUCGCACAUUGUGGCUCGCCAUUAGUAACUGUUAUGAAAGUUACAUGUGAAGUGUGGUGCACAUUUAUUUUCUGUUGAAAAACAUCGGAUUUUUGUUAUUUUAAAAUCAUUGUUUUGCUUACAUUCAUUCUUUCAUGAAGAUUAAACCAUGUUGUGUUAAAUACUUCAUUGAAUAGGUUAGAAUUUUCAUUUGAGGUACAUUUUGUUUUGUGUAUAUCAGAUUGAUUUAAUAUUUGAGUUUUCCUUUCCCCGCCAAGGCCAUAGUAACAGAUUUAUUCUCAAGAUCAAGAAUUGUCAACUGCAAUCAAUUUUAAUGUAAUGGAAUGAUAUUCUGACAUAGUGUAAUGUUGCAAAAAGUAAUUUUCAUUUGGAAAGAAAAACUUGUGAAGCAUUUUUACGUAUUUUUAUCAUUAAAACUGUUCAAGCAAUUAGUUGCAUUGACUAUUAUUAUUUACACUGUUUUAUGCAAUAAUUCAGUUAAAAUUUAUGCCAAUAUCAACAGAAUGUUCAAACAAGAUUUUUUAAUUCAGCUCCUGAAAUUUG
This is a messenger RNA of Uloborus diversus, 2012 nucleotides long. RefSeq lists its product as uncharacterized. NCBI's taxonomy places the organism in Eukaryota, Metazoa, Arthropoda, Arachnida, Araneae, Uloboridae. The record is from RefSeq and is a predicted model, not a curated record. The coding region runs from base 41 to 1519 and encodes 492 amino acids. The transcript is spliced from 11 exons.